This is a messenger RNA of Syngnathus typhle (broad-nosed pipefish), 3486 nucleotides long. RefSeq names its product mannosyl-oligosaccharide 1,2-alpha-mannosidase IA. Bases 733 to 2694 code for a protein of 653 amino acids. Gene Ontology annotation, cellular component: extracellular exosome; endoplasmic reticulum; Golgi membrane. The record is from RefSeq and is a predicted model, not a curated record. Gene Ontology annotation, molecular function: calcium ion binding; mannosyl-oligosaccharide 1,2-alpha-mannosidase activity. Gene Ontology annotation, biological process: N-glycan processing; carbohydrate metabolic process. The transcript has 12 exons. NCBI's taxonomy places the organism in Eukaryota, Metazoa, Chordata, Actinopteri, Syngnathiformes, Syngnathidae.
GCACUACCUGAGCUUGUACACUGUCUCCUCCACAUCCUCCAGGCGGACCUCCGCGGCGGCUGCAACAGCACACACGGCGCAAGAGAGCCGAGCGAGGCGCGGCUGAGGCGGCUACGAGCAGCUGCGUGUCCUCCCCUGCCAGGCGUUUGGAUAUCUUUUCUCUGUUCAUCGAGUCGGAUAAGUUGGCGCAGGACAUAAAAAAAGGCAUUCUCCCGUCCUUUCGUCCGUUUCACACCACCCGCCCAUCGGCUUGUCGCUGCGUGUUGACGCCGGAGAGGAAGGGCGAAGAGCGGCGUUGCGAGGAGGAGGCGCCCCCAAAGCCAGUUGCGUGAGCUCGGAUGGUAACGCUGGAUUCAUGUUAUCGUGGAGGGAUUAUCCAUCGAUGAGGGUUUGUUAUUGACAGCCCUGCGCGUGUGUGAGCAUCAUGCAUCCACACACAACUUUGUCCACGUCUCCUCUGCAUGUGUUUUAUUAGAGAAAGAAGAAAGAGAAGCUUGCAGGGUUAAAUAAAUAAAUAAAUAAAUAAAUAACACCGGUAGAAUGCACCAGAGACGCUUCAGCCCGUCACUAAAGAGAGCCCGGGGUGGCGGGCUUGUGUUGCCAGCCCUUCGCUAAAAAGCUCAAGUGUUGCCUGGAAGCCAGGCCUUGUGCACUGCCAACCAGCUGUGUGGAGGGAAACAACAAAAAAAAAAAAACAUCUGAAAGACUUCCGAACAGAAGAAGUUAUCCCAGAUGGUGUUCCGAAAGUUGCCGGGCGUUUCUGCGUCCGGCAUGGGCCUUCGCCUGUCGCAGAAGUUUGUCUUUUUGCUCUUCCUGUCAGGCUUGGUGACCCUUUGCUUUGCGGCGCUCUUCUUCUUGCCUGACUCGGUGAGGCUGAAGCGCAUCUUCUUAUCCAAGAGUGAGAACCAACCGGCCACGGCGGCGGGUUCAGGCAUGGCGGCGGAAAACGAUGCCAGCGAGCGCUCCAAGAGUCAACGAGACCAGGAGCACCCGCGAGGGGUGACCUCCGCCAAGGGGGAGAGCGGAGUUGUCGUGAUUGCUGGCGGAGCCGGCCGAGGAGGUCUUGCCAGGUUUAAGGGUCUCACCCGUAAGACACCUCCAUCCUACGAGGCCACUGAGGAACGUCUGGCCGGCGGAAAAGCUCAGGAGGACAUGACCCUGGGGUCAGACAAAGACUCCUCGCCUGACUCAGGUGCAACGUUUGCUUACAAAAAGUUCCGGAGGUGUCUGCUGAAGCCGCCACUGGGGAGGGACGGCGGCAAACCCGGUGACCCCAAGACAGACAAGCGGCGGGAGAAAGUCAAAGAGAUGAUGAAGUUUGCCUGGGACAACUACAAGCAGUAUGCCUGGGGCAAGAAUGAGCUUCGGCCUUUAACGAAGAAUGGGCAUAUUGGCAACAUGUUUGGUGGCCUGAGAGGAGCAUCCAUCAUCGACUCGCUGGAUACGCUCUACAUUAUGGGACUCUUGGACGAGUACAAUGACGCCAAGGAGUGGGUCAGGAUCAACCUGGACCUAACCUCGAAUGGCGAAGCGUCGCUCUUUGAGGUGAACAUCCGCUACGUCGGCGGGCUGCUGUCGGCAUACUAUCUGACGGGAGAGGAGAUGUUUAAGACUAAAGUGCUGGAAUUGGGCGCAAAGUUGCUCCCGGCUUUCAACACGCCGACGGGGAUCCCGCGAGGAGUCAUCAACCUGGGGAGCAGUGGCAGCAGUUGGAGUUGGGGCUGGGCGUCGGCCGGGAGCAGCAUCCUGGCCGAGUUCGGGACCCUGCACUUGGAGUUCAUCCACCUCAGCGAGCUCUCCGGUGACCCCAUCUACACCGAAAAGGUAAUGAACAUCCGGAAGCUGCUGAAUAAGAUUGAGAAGCCUCAAGGCCUGUACCCCAAUUUCCUCAGCCCGGUCAGCGGAAACUGGGUCCAACAUCACGUGUCCAUUGGCGGCCUGGGGGACAGUUUUUAUGAGUACCUCAUCAAGUCGUACUUGAUGUCGGACAAGACAGACGAGGACGCCAAGAACAUGUACUACAACGCUCUGGAGGCCAUCGAAAAUAACCUGGUGCAGAAGUCGCCUGGCGGCCUGACCUACAUGGCGGAGUGGCGGGGGGGCAUCCUGGACCACAAGAUGGGCCACCUGGCCUGCUUCUCCGGGGGAAUGAUUGGCAUCGGCGCCGACGACGGCGCGCCCGACAAGCGGCAGCACUACCUUGACCUUGCCGCCGAGGUCACACACACCUGCCAUGAGAGCUACGACCGCUCAGCCACCAAACUGGGACCUGAAGCAUUCCGCUUUGACGGCGGCGCCGAGGCCACUGCAACCCGGCUGAGCGACAGAUACUACAUCCUUAGACCCGAAGUCAUCGAGAGUUACAUGUACAUGUGGAGGCUUACCCAUGACCCCAAGUACAGGGAGUGGGGAUGGGAGGCUGUUGAGGCGCUGGAGCGGCACUGCCGAGUGGAGUCGGGCUUCUCGGGGAUCCGCGAUGUUUACACGUUGGCCGACAGCCACGACAACAUGCAGCAGAGCUUCUUCCUCUCAGAGACUCUCAAGUAUCUGUACUUACUGUUCUCCGACGAUGACCUCCUCCCCUCGGAGGACUGGAUCUUCAACACGGAGGCUCACCCGCUCCCCGUGGUGCGCAAGAGCUGCCUGCAGGAUGCCUCGGUCACCGCGCAGGACAAGAACAAGCUCCCCGGAUGACCACCGACCUUUGCGUCCGUCUGUCCACGCAGCUCCAAGGGAUGCGUUCAACUUCCUUUCCAGUAAAGGACGUGGUGGGUUUUUUGUCACGCUGUGAUUGUAUAGUCUAAUCUUUUGAAUUUGUUGUUUUGGGUGGACAAUCAAGACAAAGCUUUUGCAGACACUUUUUCUUUCCUCUGUGAGGAAAAUGAGCUCCAUACUUUUGGGGAAACCACUUUGAGUCUGUCAGGGUUGGGUUUUUUUUCUCCAAAGGAAUUAUUUUGCUUCGCUGACCAAAGGAUUUCUUUUCCCCCGCCGCAUUCCUACAGUCAAAAUUAAGCAUUGAAAUGUAAUAAGAAAUAUGAAGAGCUCCAGAAUAUACUGUUGAUGUCAUGUUUUUUGAGGAAACUUUCUCAAAAAUUGUCAGGAAAGUGUCUUAUGCAUCCUGGGACCAUUGUAGACAAAACAUGGACACUUGUUGGGUUUUCUUUUGGGUUUUUUUGCCUUUUUGGGAGCACACAUCAAUGCUGAGAAUCAUUCCCAAGCCCAAAUAUGUUCUCUCGUUCCAGUUCCAUUUCUGGUUUUCCUACCAACACUGAUUAUCAGUGAUGUACAUAAAAAUAUAUAUAUUUCAUUCCUUAGUUCUUUUGUGAUCUUUUUGUUUCGUUGGUUUGCUUCCCUCAGGUGUUUACGUAAGAAAAAGGAGGAAAACUAACGUUAAAAACACAACAACAGUAUUACAAUUUUAAGUCUACUUUUUGCGGAUAUUUGGAUUCUUAUUAUUACGACUUAUUAAAGUUCGGUUUAACUUUG